AUGAGCCGACCAGCGCUUCUCCGCUUGAUUGCACAGCCAAAGUCCUCGACCAAGAAAUACAGCCUUCAGAUUUCCUGCUAUGUGAAGCCCAACACCGCUUCAAAUCGCGUGGGGGUGACGACUGUUGGAGAAGACCGGUUGGAUAUCUCAGUGGCGGCGGUCCCCCGCGACGGAGCAGCCAAUCUCGCUGUUUCGCAGAUCAUAGCUGCAAUCUUCAGAGUUCCCAAGUCGAAUGUCGAGGUGAUCCGCGGAGCCAAGACGCGCGAAAAAACGUUGUGCAUCGCAGAUCUCAACAUCGGCGACGACGGGGAGGAAGUAUUCAUACAACAAGCUACACGGAAACUCGUCGAAGCUACUGUCAAGAGAGGCUCGAAAUAG
Messenger RNA from Penicillium argentinense, 378 nucleotides. Its product is annotated as DUF167 domain-containing protein. Gene Ontology annotation, cellular component: cytoplasm. Lineage: Eukaryota; Fungi; Ascomycota; Eurotiomycetes; Eurotiales; Aspergillaceae. The coding region runs from base 1 to 378 and encodes 125 amino acids. The transcript is spliced from 2 exons. The record is from RefSeq and is a predicted model, not a curated record.